Molecule: messenger RNA, 2532 nt
Organism: Sorex fumeus (smoky shrew)
Lineage: Eukaryota; Metazoa; Chordata; Mammalia; Eulipotyphla; Soricidae
Gene: DTX2
Product: deltex E3 ubiquitin ligase 2
Exons: 11
Coding region: 350-2218 (622 amino acids)
Biological process (GO): Notch signaling pathway; protein ubiquitination
Cellular component (GO): nucleoplasm
Molecular function (GO): ubiquitin protein ligase activity; zinc ion binding
Source: RefSeq, a predicted model, not a curated record
AGCUGCGACGCCGAGUUUCACUCUGGCUGCCGCUGUCUCCUCAGAGUGCGAGCCCGAGCCGGAGCCGUGCGCAGGCCGAGCUUGGCUGUACCUUCGUCGGCGCCCUCUUCCUCCGCCGCCUCGAGGUGCUGUGGAAUUUGUCGCCGAGUCAGUAAGCCUUUGCGAUUAGCCCAGCUCGGGGUGUUUGUGUGCCUUAUCAAGAUGGGAACCCGAGGCGGGCUGUCCCCCUGAAGAGCUGCGGCCCCAGCUCCCCCAGCCCACAGGUGUGCAGGAAGCACCGGGUCAUGCACCCAAGACUCCAACCCAGCGUGGUCUGAGCACUGGGGAGAGCAGAGGCAUCCUAAGGAAGAUGGCCAUGGCCCCAGGCCCUUCCCUGACUCAGAUGCACACCGGCCCCAUGGCUGUGGCUGUGUGGGAAUGGCAAGAUGGACUGGGAAUCUGGCACCCCUACAGUGCUACCGUCUGCAGCUACAUCGAACAGCAGUUUGUCCAACAGAAGGGCCUGCACUUUGGGAUGGGCAGCCUGGCCCAGAGCAUCCCCUUGGGCCAGGCAGACCCCUCGCUUGCCCCAUACAUCAUUGACCUCCCCAGCUGGACCCAGUUCCGCCAAGACACUGGCACCAUGCGGCCUGUGCGGAGACACCUGUUCCCCCAGUGCUCAGCUCCAGGCCGAGGCAUCAUCUGGGAGUGGCUGAGUGAUGACAACUCCUGGAUACCCUACGAGGCCAGCGUCUGCGACUACCUGGAGCAGCAGAUUGUCCAGGGCAACCAGCUUGUGGACUUGGCACCCCUGGGAUACAACUACACGGUGAACUCCUCAAUCUGCAUCCAGACCAACAAGACAUCCAGCUACUGCCGCAGUGUGCGGCGCCACACCGGCCCCCCCUACCCCUUGACGACUGUCAUUGCCCCGCCGGGCCACACAGGCAUCGCCUGCUCUUGCCACCAGUGCCUCGGUGGCAGCGGAACUGGCCCCGUGUCAGGCCGCUACCGCCACUCCAUGACCAACCUCCCCGCCUACCCUGUCCCUCAGCACUCCAACAGGACUGCUACGGUCUUUGGGACUCACCAGGCCUUUGCUCCAUACAACAAACCCUCCCUCUCGGGGGCGAGGUCUGCCCCCAGGCUGAACACCACCAACCCCUGGGCUGGGGCACUGCCCUCCGUGGGGGCCCAGCCCCUCUACCGCUCCAGCCUCUACCACCUGGCAUCUCAGCACCUGCCCCCAGGACCAUCCAUGGCCAGUACAACCAGCAGCCCCCGGAGUGCCCCUGCUGUCGUGCCCGCCAUGCCCACCGUGCCUGCCAUGCCUACCAUGCCGGUGCAGGUUUCGAAGCUCAGCAGAGUGCAGCAGGCCCUGGCAGGCGUGACGAGCACUCUGAUGUCAGCCAUCGGAUUCCCCGUGUGUCUUAGCCGCGCACCCCAGCCCGCCAACCCGCCUGCCUCCCGGCCGGCCUCUAAAAGCCACAGCUCAGUUAAGAGAUUGAGGAAAGUGUCCGUGAAAGGAGGAACUGCAAAGCCAGAACCAGAGCAGGUGGUCAGAAACUACACUGAAGAGCUGAAAGCAGCCCCUGACGAGGACUGCAUCAUCUGCAUGGAGAAACUGUCCACAGUGUCCGGGUACGGUGAUGUGACGGACAGCAAGAGCAUUGGGCCACAAGCUGUGGGCCGCCUGGCCCGCUGCAGCCACACCUUCCACCUGCUCUGCCUGCUGGCCAUGUACAGCAACGGGAACAAGGACGGCAGCCUGCAGUGUCCUUCCUGCAAAACCAUCUACGGUGAGAAGACAGGGACCCAGCCUCGCGGCAAGAUGGAGGUGUUUCAGUUCCAGAUGCCCCUCCCAGGCCAUGAGGACUGCGGGACCAUCCUCAUCGUUUACAACAUCCCGCAUGGCAUCCAGGGCCCUGAACACCCCAAUCCCGGCAAGCCCUUCACCGCCAGAGGGUUCCCCCGCCAGUGCUACCUGCCCGACAAUGCCCAGGGCCGCAAGGUGCUGCAGCUGCUGAAGGUGGCCUGGAAGAGACGCCUCAUCUUCACGGUGGGCACGUCCAGCACCACGGGCGAGAGUGACACGGUGGUGUGGAACGAGAUCCACCACAAGACAGAGAUGGACCGCAACGUCACGGGCCACGGCUACCCCGACCCCAACUACCUGCAGAACGUGCUGGCUGAGCUGGCUGCGCAGGGCGUGACCGAGGACUGCCUGGAGCCGCAGUGACCCUUGCCUGCCCCCCUGCCAGCAGGGCGGCCCCAGGACGGUCUUUCCUGGGGCACUGCGAUGUGCGGGGGGCAGGGUAUCCACUCCUGGAAGUUGGGGCUUCUUCCCUCCAGGCCGGGUCUGCGGAGGAACGAGCAGCUUGGGGAGUUGUGCCGGGGGCUCGGGUGAUCUCAGUCACCUGCGGCCGCAGAGCAGGGGCCUGGCGCCAUGAGCCCUGUCUGUAGGCAGCACUGGGCCGCAGUGCUGGGGCCUGGCCUGGCCAGCAGAGAAAGGCGGUUUGGGUUCAUCUUGCCUCGGGAAAGUUCUGUUUGCAA